This is a messenger RNA of Symbiodinium necroappetens, 1200 nucleotides long. The record is from the annotation of a GenBank genome assembly. Lineage: Eukaryota; Dinophyceae; Suessiales; Symbiodiniaceae.
GAGGAAUCUGAGAGUGAGAGCGAGUUCCCCACGAACUCCGAGCCGGAGCGAGGAGAUAAAGGUAUGUCUUGGGAAGGUCGAGAGUAUGCUCAGGGCCCUCCUGAACUUGAACCUGAGGUUCUCCUCGAGCUCGACCGCCAGAUGGAGCUCAAAGAGCUCGACCGCCUCCUUGGCGUGAAAGUGCUGCAGCCUAUGAAUGGUGAGCGUGAUAGAGAAGGUAAAGUUCGUCUGCAAUGCAAGUAUGUACUGGAUUGGCGGUACCGGAAUGGCUGGGUUCGUAGAGCUCGACUCGUUGCUAAAGAAUACCGCUUCUUGGAGCCCUCUUUGACCGACGCCCAGCUUCUGUUGCUUCAAGUCAUAAGGAACAGUUCACUGGAGCUGUUAUCCCUGGAUAUCACCGACGCCUACUUGCAAGUAAAACAGCGGAGACCUAUGUUCAUUCAAACGCACAUCGGUGACCUCGAACUUUGCUAUAAUCUUCCGGGACAGAGAGCAGGGGUCAAAGAUUGGUUUACACACCUCCUUGACAUUCUCAAGGAGCAUGACCUCAAGAGCUUUGAUGGCAAUCCCUCGUUGUUUGGCAAGGUUCAGGACUUAGCCCUCAACAGCCAUGUCGAUGACUUGCAGAUCUUGGCUUCGAAAGGGGUUCCCAUGAAGCUCGCGAACGAACUCAAGACAGAAGGCUUGAAAGUGAAGGUGGAUGGUCCCGUCAGUUUGGAUGGUGGUUGUUCGCAUUUUCUGAAGAAGAAGUUUCAAGGGUUUGGUGGCUCCAUCGAAGUGAUCCAAGACACCAAGUAUGCCGAGCGCUUGCAGUCAAUCCUUGGUUUGGAAAAGGCCCAUGGGAAACAGAACCCAAGCCCUCCGAAAGUACCUGCCCCAGGGGAAGGAGAAAGCGUAGAUGCAGAGCACCUCCAUGUGUACAAGAGAUGCGUGGGCAUCCUCAUGUACAUGAGUGCAGAGAGACCGGACUUGCAGUACAUUGUGAAGGUGUUGUCUUCAAGAGGUAGUUCGCCUACUAGUUCGGACUUUGGCCUCCUGCGUCACGUUGUGAAAUACAUCAAGUUGUACCCCGUGAUCCCGAUUGUGUUGCAGAGGACAGUGCCUGGUAAAACGUUGAAACAGAAGUGGGAUGGAGUAGAUCCAGAUGAGCCUGAGACCCCAGUGCGAUGCCGUUUGGAACACAACAUGUCGUGGAGGUAG